Aspergillus steynii IBT 23096 is the source of this 831-nucleotide messenger RNA. RefSeq lists its product as uncharacterized. Bases 1 to 831 code for a protein of 276 amino acids. The transcript has a single exon. The record is from RefSeq and is a predicted model, not a curated record. Lineage: Eukaryota; Fungi; Ascomycota; Eurotiomycetes; Eurotiales; Aspergillaceae.
AUGGCAGACUCCACCACUUCUACUUCUACUUCUCUGGCCCUUUCCUCCUCCCCUCCCUCGCGCCAGACUUUCUCCUCUCCCAGCUCCUACUUCACCUCGCUCGCUCGGAGACGCCAACAAAAGAAAAUGAGCAUCACUCAGACCUACUACCUCGCCCACACCGCCCGCAAGAAGCUCACGCGCGAGGCCUCGCGGGCGGACCAUGACCUGCGUCUCCUCGUCGGACACGCCAACCUUCUCGAUUCGCUGAUGCUCGACCUCGCUGCCGCCGAGCAAGAACAAGAACGCUGGUUCAACCAGACCGUCAGCGGCGCCACCAAGACCACUCCCGACGCCGAGCCCCGCCGCAUCCAAUGGGCCGAGACCGUCGUCGAGGAGCCCGAGGAAGAUUGGGACGCCGACGACCUGUCGGACGUCGACUCGGAUGUCAGCGACGACGACUCCGACCUGAGCGAAGAUGAAUACGAACCCACCCUCUACACUCCCGUCCGCCGACGGGCCCCGUCGCCCGUCGCGGUCAUCCGCGAGAAAGAAGUGGAGGAAGACUACGAGACCGACUCGGACUCGGAGUUCGAGUAUGACGAUGCCGAGGACCUGGAGGAAUUGACUCUCACUCGAUCCCCCUCCCGGCAAUCGCCGCCCGAAUUGUCCCUGGACUUGGACGAGGAGUCGGAAGACGACUCCAUGCCGCCGUCCCCGCCUCAACCCACGCUGGACUCGUUCAGCGAGAAGGGCGUCCAAAACACCGAAAUCCCGCUGUCCGAUGCCGAAUUGGACCAGGGGUAUUACAUCUCCAACCCACCGCAGAACCCGAUGAUUGAGGCCUAUUAA